AGUACGGAUGUACAAGUGUCUUUUGCUGGGAGAUUUUAAUCAUUUCAUGUGAUCUUUGACCUCUGUGGCUAUUGUCUUUAUUCGGAACUCGAGCUUUUGUCAGCUGAUUCUCGCCUCGUCUCCGCUCUGUCUAAGUAUUUUUCGGAAGAACCUUUCUCCGACUAACACGCGAUUCGAGACUAAACAUAUUUUGCAGGUAGAGAUAGCUUACAAAUGGCCGCAAAUGUAGAACUAGGACAAAAUACCAAAUUUAGGCGCCACUCUCGAUGGAGGCAGCCAAACACCACCUCCUUCGACGCGCAAGGAGAAAAACUAUCUAUGCGUCAAAAACAUUGUUACGGAGUGGGACACAUUCAGAACGACUUGAUCGCUUACGCCGGGUUCAGCUACCUUCUAGUUUUCUUCACAAAAGUUGUAGGGAUCUCUAGCGGGAAUACAGGAAUCAUUUUCUUGACGGGGCAAGUCGCUAACAGUGUAUUGUCACCUGCGGUAGGGUACGCUUGCGAUCGCUUCAGAGUGCCUUUCCUUGGGAGAGUUGGACACAGAAAAGCUUGGCAUCUUAUCGGUGUGCUUAUCAUGGCCGGAAGCUUGCCAUUUUUAUUCUCCCCGUGUCUACCUUGCAGCGAAACAAGUAGCGAAUGGGUCGCCUUGAUUUAUUACACAGUCGUUUUAGUUGCUACAAACUUUGGAUUUACAGCAAUUGAAAUAAGCCAUCUUUCUUUGCUCCCGAAAAUCGCCGUAAGGUCUACUGAUUUCGUGAAAUUAAACUCGCUGAGGACAGCGUGGAUGUUUCUCAGCGGCAUCUUUGUGUAUGGACUUAUGUGGAUCCUGCUAGGAGAAAGCAGUGGAGAGAAUCUGUCUCACGAUCAGUGGCGGGAGUUCAUGUCACUAGGGCUCAUCAUCAGUGGGCUGGGGAUAUUCUUUGCAGGGAUGUUCCACAUUGGAACCAAGGAACCAAAAAAAGACCAUGGAGUCCCGAGUCACGAGAUCAAUAACCCUUGUUUUGAAAAUGAUGAUGAUAAUGUCCCAAGCGCUAUGGCCACUUCACCGGUAGAGCUACGUAUUGAGAAUCUUCUCCAAAAAGUCGAGUCUGAUUCCAAUCACAAUAUUCACAUGAAUGAUUCAAAAUUAGCCAAUCAAAGUAUUGCAAAUGGAAUACCAGUCAAUCACAGUGUCGCAAAUGGAAUACCAGCCAAUCACAGUGUCGCAAAUGGAAUACCAGCCAAUCACAGUGUCGCAAAUGGAAUACCAGCCAAUCACAGUGUCGCAAAUGGAAUACCAGCCAAUCACAGUGUCGCGAAUAGAAUUCUAGCAAAACACAUUAUUGCAAAUAGAGGGAUUGACAAUAUGAGCUUUGACAGUGAAGUCGUCACGAGUUAUGGUCUGACCCCUUGUCAUGACACGCCGAGAGUAACCACUGGCCACAUUACUGAGAAGACAAGCGCAUGCAACCAUAGGGACCCAGAGAGGAGAGGUCAGCAAGAAAAAAUCAGCAAAGCUUACCACUGGUUCAAACGACAGGAAUUCUACACUUUGUGCCUCGUCUUCAUGUGCACUAAGGUGGUGAUCAACAUGUCCAACUCAUACUUUCCUCUCUAUCUCGUAGACGCGCUCCAUUUUGAAAAGGAAGCUAUUGCGUACUUCCCACUAAUCGUGCUCGUCAGUUCGUCUCUCUUCAGCUACCUGUCAAAGAAGAUCACACGUUAUAUCGGCAAUAAGAUGUCGUUCUGUGCAGGCGCGGUUGGCGUGAUAGGCGCGUACACGUGGUUCUACAUCCAGCCAAUCAGCAGCAAGCAGGCCGUAUAUGGCGCGUCAGUUCUGAUGGGGGGAGGGUACUCUCUCAUGCUUGUCACCAUGCUGACGAUGUUAGCGGAGAUGAUCAACCAUAUCGACAAGGAAUCUGGCGCGUUCGUGUACGGCACAGCAAGCCUGGUGGACAAACUCGCCAACGGAAUUAUCAUUGCUGUCAUUCAAGAAUUCUACCCAAAGGCUGACAGUGAUGGGCGGUGCCUAGCUUGUGACGGCUACAUACGUCUGGUUUUCUCCAUGGCAACCGGCUCAGCGGCAGCGCUUUCACUGAUAGUGGUGCUUGCAUUCUACAGAAACCGUACUCUUCCAACGUCUUCUUUGGGUGAAAUAAAAGCCGAGGAGGUCUGUACCUCAGGUGACGUCACGCCCAGCUCUGUUGAUAUCAUCGACGGUAACCCUGGCCAUGUGAUGUCAACUAUUGCUACCGAUGACGUCACGUCCAACACUGAUGACAUCAUGAUUGAGGAUAAUCCUGAUAAUAUGACGUCAAAUAUUUCUACCGAUGACGUCACGUCCAAUGAUGACAUCAUGAUUGAGGAUAAUCCUGACAACAUGACGUCAAAUAUUGCUACCGAUGACGUCACGUCCAAGACAGGAUGCAAUGACAUCACACCAGAAAGAGACGGUGAACACGUGACAGUGAUGAUGAAUACAAGACUGUGACGUGUCUCGUACUAUGAUGACGUCAUGGCCUAGAUAUCGUCGUAACUGAGAAGGACAUUGGAUGCGUCACACGCAUGCCCGAAGAUCCAGCGUACUUUGCGGGCGCUUCCAAAGGUCACCCCUGCGUAAGACCGAAGUACGCUUGAUCUUCGAGCAUGGCAUAAACGGCGACUGUGAUAUGUCACGCCUCGAUCUAUUGCUUCCAUUGUUUCCUUGGCUGCAUUGGAAAAUGUGAAAUUUGGAGAUCGGCUUCUCGGCUAUUAAGCCUCGUUUUAAUGUUAAGCCAAGUUAUAUGAUGCAAACGAUUCACAAUGCCGGUCAGUAAUCUAGGUGUUUUUAACUAUAGCUGGUCUUUAUAAAAGUCUUUUUAGCAUUUUUAUCAUUCUGUUUUAAGCUGUCACGCGCUAGUCGCCUGCGCAGUCGUUCCUACUGAGUGACAAAAUAAACGGAGACUAGUCAUGCAUCUCACAAAAUAAGGUUUUUUUUAGCCAUGAGCAUGUGUAGGACCUCUGAUUCUCCUGUCUUAUCGAGUCAGAAGCUCUUGCACGAAAACAUGACAGAAUAGCUAAGCUUUGCGAUGGAAAGACUUCAAGCUUGAGAUGAACAAUCAACGACAGACUGAGAUGAAAAUCAACGAUAAAUUGUUAUUGUUUAUUGGUUACUUUGAGUUACCUAUUCCACAUGUUACCAUCCCUAUUUAAUUUAUUGAAUCCCUAUUCUAAGGUGCGCAAAGCACAUUGGUAAACUCUCCUCGCUUAGCACCUUGGUACUCGGUUCGCAAAGCAUCUUGGUACUCGGUUCGGUUAGCACCUUGGUACUCAGCAUCUCGUUGCACGAUACUUUUUAAAGCUCAUAGCCUCACGAUUAGGCACAAGCCUGAUGUAUCCAAUUAUUUCUAUCAUUACCAUUUCAUGAUACAAAUAAAAUUGUAAUAUUUACAAAAAAAAUGCGAUAAAUUGGAUUGUUGCUGAGUAAUUAUUUGGAGUAAUGCUCCCAUUGAGAUACGAAUAAAUAUUUUAAAAUUA
This is a messenger RNA of Nematostella vectensis (starlet sea anemone), 3497 nucleotides long. Its product is annotated as major facilitator superfamily domain-containing protein 12. The coding region runs from base 214 to 2472 and encodes 752 amino acids. The transcript has 10 exons. Gene Ontology annotation, molecular function: symporter activity. The record is from RefSeq and is a predicted model, not a curated record. Gene Ontology annotation, biological process: carbohydrate transport. Gene Ontology annotation, cellular component: membrane. Lineage: Eukaryota; Metazoa; Cnidaria; Anthozoa; Actiniaria; Edwardsiidae.